UCAAACCCUGUGCUUACUGUUCGAGUGACUAAUGUUUUGGGCGCUUCUUUGGGUCCGCUCGCAGUGACAAUUGAUUCGGCCGUCAAAGUCGAUGACAAGAAAACAGUAUUAACUAAAAAGACUUUGCAGAGCGUUCAGGGAGACAGCAAACUUUACGCCAUUAACUUUCUGGACUCGAAGCCGUCGAGAGGACAGUACGAUCUGUUGGUGAGCGCUGUGCCAUCGAAGGCCGACCCUCGUCUCAUAGCAAACACUGGCGUUCAGCUGAAGGCCAUUGUUUUGACACAAGUAUCGAUUGUAAGCGCAGAGAUCACAGUCGCCGAUCGGGACACCGGUGGCAGCGGAGCCGUCACUAAACUUGAAUACCCGAAAGCAAUAUCACAACCAUUAGAAGCGGAUUCUCAGCAGAGAGUUGUCCUUAAAUUUCAAUUGAAGGACAAGAUUGUGGGCGAUUUGAUGUCAGCCCACCAGACGUUCGUUCAGUUGACAAACCUAAAGACAAAGCAAGACAUUGUGUUCAUUGCAGAACACGAUUCGGCGCUUAAUUACAAAUUAGAUCUUAAUUUGCAAACUAAAGCCAAAGACUUGAAUCAUAUGAACGGC
This is a messenger RNA of Medioppia subpectinata, 603 nucleotides long. The record is from the annotation of a GenBank genome assembly. NCBI's taxonomy places the organism in Eukaryota, Metazoa, Arthropoda, Arachnida, Sarcoptiformes, Oppiidae.